This is a messenger RNA of Lottia gigantea (owl limpet), 1848 nucleotides long. RefSeq lists its product as hypothetical. NCBI's taxonomy places the organism in Eukaryota, Metazoa, Mollusca, Gastropoda, Lottiidae. The transcript has 3 exons. The record is from RefSeq and is a predicted model, not a curated record. Bases 9 to 1181 code for a protein of 390 amino acids.
GUUUUAAAAUGAACAGAAGUAUGAUUAGAGUUGUAGUUUUACUGGUAGUUUGUGGUAUGCCUUAUCUAGCUGAGACCGCUCCACACAAAACCACCACACCUGAAUACUCGUUGAAGAAUUUCUCAUCUCGUCUGGAAGAAGCCAACAUCCAAUUUCUGGCAUUACAUCAACAUAUUGCAGAAAUGGAUAAACUUCUUAAAGAUUUCAUACGGCAUCUGAAACCAACGACGUCUCAAUCUCCCGUUGAAUCCAUUCCGGCAUAUCCGACAGAAGAUGACAGAAAUAUUGUAAAAUGUAGAAAAUAUUUUGAAAAUCAACAACGGAUAUUUGGGAUACAGACAAAAAUAUCAAUGACUCGCUUUGGAAUUAUUCUGAUAUUGGUAACCUUGGCAACAUGUUUCCAACCGACUCUGUCUUUAGUUGAGAGGCUGAAAUCCUUAGAACGGUUGUCACAAGUCAGUUCUGAUUUCUUUCUGAAUAAAGUUAAAGUGGGAGGCUUGAGAGAACGAAUGGAUCGAGAUGCUCAAAUGAGACUCCAGCAAGCAAAUGGGACAACAAAUCGCACGCUGAUCACCAGCAGGGCUUUUGAAAUCCUGCCACAACCUGGAAACGAUUUGAUCAGCAAACAGUCUUCCAACCCGUUUAUAAAUACGGAUCUGGCGUCGAUGUUCAGUCGUCCCAAAAAUGGUGAAAAGAUCCCUCCCCCGCCGAGAAGGAAAACAACCUACAUGCGACCUGAAAUAAGCAAAGACAUCCUUUCCAUUUUUAAUAGACCUGCUCCGAGAAAGAGUGACAAUGAAGAGAGCAUGAAUUCAGGAUUUGGGAUGCCGAGACCCGUAGUGGAGAAGAAGAUUGAACAGACAUCCGUUGCAUCAAAAAUAGCAAAACCAGCAACCUUGGCAGGUCCAUUAUCAAUUUAUAACUUGCCGAUUGUUUCUAGACCGGUGGAUCAAAUCCCAGCUUACGAUAACGAAGUGGAGACAAAGCAGAACAUGCAAUCGCAAACAACUGUAAAUGUUAAAAGCACCGACCCUGCGCCUCCGACAACGGCUAAAGUCGUAUCCAUUGAGAACUUAAUUUCUAAACAAGACGAAUUAUUUGGACUGAUCUUACAAUAUCAUACAGAAGUGAAUAAACUCAUCAAAGAUAUUUUAGCAAAACUUGACGCCAAGGGACCAUGAUGAAACUGGAUAACAUUCAUACGAAAACUUUUCUAUUGUACAUAUUUGUUCUAAUUCAUAUAGCUAUUGAACGAGCUGAAGUUGAAAGUUAAUAUGUUAAUGAAUAUUCAGUAAAUCAAUGAAUAUUUAUAGCAUUGCACUUCAUGUAUUCGCUCAUUUGUUCAUUUAAGGAACCGACAUUUAAAGGAAUACUACGUCUUAGAAUGAACAUAAAAUUUAAGAAUUUUAAACUAAGAGCAUAUUCAUCAGCAGAUAUACCUGGUGUCAUAAAAAACAUAACAGGAUCCUUAUAUAAUCCGAUAAAUCCAAAAAACCAAUUAAUUAUCCACAAAUAUACAAUUAACUAUUGAAAAAUGAUUAAGCGUUUUUCAAUAAUUACUUAGUUUUGUGAAUUUUCCAAUUUUCCAGGGAUUCUGUUGCAACUUUAUGACACCAGGUAAGUCACUGAUGAAUAUAUACGCAUAUUGACUAUUCUUGAGAACUUGUUCACUCUAAGACCGGUAUCACUUUAAGAACUCAAUGGUAGGAAAUAUAAAACUUGGAGACCCAGACCAUCUUCCAUUUUUUGGUGAAUUUUCUGAGAAUUGUUAAAGUAUAUAAGAAAAAUAAAAAGUUUGAAAAUUGUUAUCAAUAGCACUAGUAUCUAUUUAGAAAAAAAAAACAAAAC